CUCAAAACGCCCUAUCAAAAAAAAAAAAAAAAAAAAAACUCAAAACGCCGCCGCCGAGCGCCGGCUCCCGAAGAAACCCAACCCCAAGUGCCGGCGAGAAGGAACGGCGCCACCGCCACGAUGGACGCCUCGGCCGGCGGCGGCGGUAACUCUGUGCCGACCUCCGGCGCGGACGGCUCCAAGCGGCGCGUCUGUUACUUCUACGACGCAGAGGUGGGCAACUACUACUACGGGCAGGGCCACCCGAUGAAGCCGCACCGCAUCCGCAUGACCCAUGAGCUGCUCGCCCACUACGGCCUCCUCGACCAGAUGCAGGUGCUCCGCCCGCACCCCGCUCGCGACCGCGACCUCUGCCGCUUCCACGCCGACGACUACGUCGCCUUCCUCCGCUCCGUCACCCCGGAGACACAGCAGGACCAGAUCCGCGCGCUCAAGCGCUUCAACGUCGGGGAGGACUGCCCCGUUUUCGAUGGACUCUACAGCUUCUGCCAGACCUACGCGGGGGGAUCCGUCGGCGGCGCCGUCAAGCUCAACCACGGGCACGACAUCGCCAUCAACUGGGCCGGCGGACUCCACCACGCCAAAAAGUGCGAGGCGUCUGGGUUCUGCUAUGUCAAUGACAUCGUCCUCGCCAUCCUCGAGCUCCUCAAGUACCACCAGCGCGUUCUGUACGUGGAUAUUGAUAUCCACCACGGGGACGGUGUGGAGGAGGCGUUUUACACCACGGACCGGGUGAUGACAGUCUCAUUCCACAAGUUUGGGGAUUAUUUCCCCGGGACAGGGGUCAUUCACGAUGUAGGGCACAACAAGGGAAAGUAUUACUCCAUGAAUGUCCCGUUGGAUGAUGGUAUUGAUGACGAGAGCUACCAGUCGUUGUUCAAGCCGUUAAUGGGCAAGGUGAUGGAGGUCUUCAGCCCUGGUGUGGUGGUGCUCCAGUGCGGUGCGGAUUCCUUGUCAGGCGACAGGUUGGGCUGUUUCAACCUAUCAAUUAAGGGGCACGCGGAGUGCGUGAGAUUCAUGAGGUCCUUCAAUGUCCCGCUGCUGCUGCUUGGUGGCGGUGGGUAUACCAUAAGAAAUGUUGCAAGAUGUUGGUGCUAUGAGACAGGAGUUGCACUUGGUCAUGAGCUCACUGACAAGAUGCCUCCUAAUGAGUAUUACGAGUAUUUUGGUCCAGAUUACACUCUACAUGUUGCUCCAAGUAACAUGGAGAAUAAAAACACAAGGCAGCAAUUGGAUGAUAUAAGAUCAAAACUGCUUGAUAAUCUUUCAAAACUCCGACAUGCUCCUAGUGUCCAAUUUCAAGAGCGACCUCCAGAGGCUGAGUUACCUGAGAGAGAUGAAGAUCAAGAGAAUCCUGAUGAAAGACAUGACACUCAUUAUGAUAUGGAAAUGAAUGAUGUCAAGCCUAUCAAUGACUCAGGAAGGAGAAGCAGUAUACAUAGUGUAAGAAUGAAGAACGAAUCUGCUGAGACAGAGGCAACAGAUCGGGAUGUUAAUAGGGUAGUUGCAGAACAUCCAAGAGGUACAGGAGCUGUGACUGAUGGAGUUGGUUCCUCAAAACAAGCCCUCCCAAAUGAUGCAAGUUCGAUGGCCACAGACGAAUUAGGUGCUCUGAAAGUUGAUCCAGAGAGUUCAAACAAAUUGUAGGACCAACCACCGAUGUACCAGAAACCAUGAUCAGCAACCGUAACUAGCAACUGAUGUCAUUUGUAGCCUAUUGAUUCUUUUGUGCAAAUUCAUUGACCACAGACAAGCCAUGACAGUUGAAACGCUACACCAGGGAGCCAAAACAAAUGCUGGAGCAGCAAGUUAUGCAUUUGAGUCCAUGAUGUUUUACACACUACAUUUGUGAUUCCGGCAAUUGCAAACGACGGUGGAUUGGUCAUAGCGAUUUUAUCCUAAACCCCUACCUGCUGUAGAGGAAUUGAGUCGUGAUUCAAUUCAAUAUAUUCUGGACCCCAUCAAACAGUACUCUUAAUCUAGAUGACAUUCUGGUGCAUGCAACUUUGUAAUGUGUAGCUAGAUGAAAGCUCUUUUGGUGGGAGCUGUUUCUCUUCCUCUUCCCUUGCACUUGCACAUGGACAUGGGGAUGUCUCUAGCAGCCUAGGAUAAGAGCUCUGUGAUAGCCUAUUUAUUGGAAAAUAUUGUUUCACAUGCUAUUUUAUUUAUAGAUCUUGGUUCACAUCAGUUUUCUUAUUUUUGA
This is a messenger RNA of Phragmites australis (common reed), 2203 nucleotides long. Its product is annotated as histone deacetylase 1-like. The record is from RefSeq and is a predicted model, not a curated record. NCBI's taxonomy places the organism in Eukaryota, Viridiplantae, Streptophyta, Magnoliopsida, Poales, Poaceae. The transcript is spliced from 7 exons. Bases 121 to 1647 code for a protein of 508 amino acids. Gene Ontology annotation, molecular function: histone deacetylase activity.